CCAGCGAUUAUUAGCACCUGUUCCUUGAGUUCUAACCGAGUCUUCGCGCCUUCACUGAUACAAACGAAAUCCUGUCCUUCUUCCAGGUCAGCGCAGUGACGAUGCAGUCCCGCGGCGCGACGGACAGCGGACAGCGGCUGACCGUCCGCUUCACCAACCUGUACCGCUACUACCUGGCCAACUCGUACCUGCCGAGCUUCCUGCUGGUGGUGAUCAGCUACUCCACCUUCUACUUCCGCCUGGAGGACUUCAACGAGCGCAUCAUGGUGAGCAUCACGGCCAUGCUGGUGCUGGUCGCCCUCUUCUCGCAGACGUCCAGCACGAUCCUCAAGACGACGUACCUCAAGCUCAUCGACGUCUGGUACAUGGUCUGCAUCGUCGUCGACUUCGUCAUGGUCAUGAUGCUCGCGCUCAUCGACUUCGUCCUCCACAACCGCAACAGCAACCGCGUCCUUGUCAUCCCGCCAUCGAAGAACAGCCGAGGCCGCUACUUCAAGUCGAACGCCGAGAAGCUGAACAAACUCGGCCGCGUCGCCCUCCCGCUGCUGUUCCUGGCCUUCCUGCUCGUCUACGCCGUCGUCGCCUGCGUCAAGUACGUCAUGGGGUAACGGAGAGGGAUAACCAGCAUAGGGUUGUUGAAACAGAGUUAUUGAUGUUGAUA
Penaeus monodon (black tiger shrimp) is the source of this 661-nucleotide messenger RNA. RefSeq lists its product as uncharacterized. Gene Ontology annotation, biological process: monoatomic ion transmembrane transport. Gene Ontology annotation, cellular component: membrane. NCBI's taxonomy places the organism in Eukaryota, Metazoa, Arthropoda, Malacostraca, Decapoda, Penaeidae. Gene Ontology annotation, molecular function: transmembrane signaling receptor activity; monoatomic ion channel activity. The transcript has a single exon. The record is from RefSeq and is a predicted model, not a curated record. The coding region runs from base 102 to 608 and encodes 168 amino acids.